AUGCAUGUCUACAAGUUCAUUGCUCGAGAUGAAGCUGGUGAUGGUGACGAUGAUGUCGAAUACCGGCUUAUCAACACCGAACCGCGAGGGACAUUCACAGUAGAUCCAGUGAGUGGAGUGGUGCAAACAGCUUUGAAACAUUAUAAACCUGGUGAAACUUACCGUGUUUUCGUUCAAGCGCGAGAUCGAACACCGACAGAUCCCGAAGUUCCUCAGGAUAGCGAAGUUGCAGUACUGGAAGUAUAUGCUGGUGAUCGUGCUCCACAGUUUGUUGAGCAACAGUAUACAGUUUUUGUUCCAGAGAAUACUGAACUUGGCUCCAGCAUAGUGGCUAUCAAAGCAGAGUGUUUCAAACCAAUCGACAAGAGACGUAGCAAAGGUAAACUGUUGUAUCAGCUAUAUUUGGAUACAACUCUAGUGGAACAUGAAUCAUCACCGUACUUCACAAUUGACGCUGAACAUGGCUUGGUUCAAUUGAUAAAAGCGCUCGAUUACGAUGACAAUACUCAACCAAAGCAUCAUCAGUUAGCAGUUAUCGCACGUGAAGAUAGUAAAGAAAGUAAAGUACCACUGGAUGUUUACAUCAAAGAUGUGAAUGAUAACGCUCCUAUAUUCACACAACCUAUUUAUAGUGCUACAAUCAAAGAAGACAUAACAUCUGGUUCUACUAUCUUGACAGUACAAGCAGAUGACAAAGAUGACGGUGAAAACGCUCGAAUUAAGUAUAGCUUAGAUGACAAUAAUUUUACGAUCAAUGAUCGAGGAGAAAUAUCGGCUCGAAGACGUCUGGAUGCAGAUCAAAAUCGAGAACGCUUCUUUAUCUAUCGUUUCAAUGUUACAGCAACUGAUUGUGGUGAACCAUCACUAAGUAGUAGUGCUGUGGUGCAUAUUCGUACAGAAAAUACAAAUGAUGAAGCUCCGACUUUUAUCCCGAAUGGAAGUUAUCAUGCAUUUGUUGCCGAAGAUGCUCAAAGUGGAACACCGAUAGUGCAAACUCAAGCAAUUGACCCAGAUCGAGAUCAGGUUUUCUAUACAUUUCUGUUGUCGAAUGGUGUCGAAACAUCGGUAACUCAAUUGUUUGAGAUUGAUCAAGAUACUGGAUUAAUUAGACUUGGACCGAACGUGAAGCCGGCAGAUCUUGUACAUGAGGAAUCUCCGUACAACUUGACAGUAGUGGCACGAGAUGAUGGAUCUUGCUGCGGACAAGGCGCAAGCGAACUUCAUAUGCAAACUGCUACAGUCACUAUUGAUAUCGCGGAUGUGAACAACAACAAGCCGGAAUUUCGCAGUUGUGAGAUCUACAGCAGUAUCGCCAAAAUUGAGGAAGGCGAUUAUAAAACAAAUGCACCAGUUAUUUUAAAGGUAAUGGCGACUGACGAAGAUUCACCACCAAACGGAGAAAUCGUUUACUCGUUAUAUUAUUCACAGUCUGAAUCCCGUAAACCGUUUAUUAUAAACUCGGAAACGGGUGAACUGAGACCAUCACCGUUUGUACGCUUUGAUCGUGAACAAAGGGCGCAGGAAGAAGUUACAGUAAAGGCGACAGAUAAGGGUGAAAGACCGUUGAUUGGCUUCUGUCAAUUUACUGUGCAAGUUCUUGAUGUAAAUGACAAUCCACCACAAUUUGACCGGACAUUUUAUGAAACUUCGAUCUCGAGGAAUGUCGAUAUUGGGUAUUCGGUGAUAAAUGUCUUUGCGGAUGACGCCGAUGCUCCACAGAAUGCUCGAAUAACCUAUUCGUUGGCUGAGGAUAUAUUGGCUGGCAAGGAACAUUACAAGGAUUAUAAAUUUUUUCAAAUAAUCAAUGAAAAUAAUGGUGAAAUCACACUGGCCAGUCAAAUUCCACCAUAUAAAGAUCGUUUUGUUUUCAACGUCAUAGCCGAUGAUAACGGGAAACCGCUUGUGCAACGAAGUGCAGUGCAAGUUAUUGUGAAUGUCCAUGAAAGGCAACAAAGUGCGCCGCAGUGGCAAACAAAUGAUGAUUGUAAGACGACAGUUACGGUGGAUGAAGACAUUCCUAUUAAUUCGGUCCUUUUUCGAUGUUUGGCCAUUCCAGGAGAUGGUCCAAAGAAUCCAAUUUCUUACAAGAUGGCAAAUGGUGCUAGUCGUGGUACUAACCACGAUAUGCAUUUUCGUGAAUUCCUGGAAAAGACAAAUGGGCGAGACUGGGUUGUUGUGAGGAAUAUGGUUGGAUUGGAUUAUGAGCAGCAACAGAAUUAUACCUUGACAAUAACAGCCAUGGAUAUGCGCAGCUUGAUAACAUCCGACAAGCAGUUCCAUGUUAUAGUACGAGAUAAGAAUGACGUGGUUCCACGAUUCACAGUUGAUUUAUUUACGGGCAAUAUCGAAGAAGAACAAACACCAACAGAAUUUCUUACCAAGUACAAUGGUAAUCCUAUAGCAGUUGUUAAAGCGGAGGAUGCGGAUUCCCCAGGUCCACAAUCCGAAGUGCGUUACCAGAUCAUUAGUGAUGGUGACAGUGGAGCAGCACGACUGUUCCGGAUCGAUGAACUAACUGGUGGAAUAUACCCACUUGAGAUUUUUGAUCGAGAAAAAAUGAUUCGUUCAUUUUUGAUGUUGAAGCGCAUGAUAGUGUCCCAUCAAGUUUGCCCGGCGCUUCGGGACCGAAUAAAGUUCUUCUACUUCUUAUUUACUUCAGAUAUCGUUAAAGUACAAAUCUUUGUGGCAGAUAUCAACGAUAAUGCUCCAUACUUCGAGCAAAGUCGUUACGAGGCUCGAAUUACAGAAAAUGCGGAAAUCAAUGAAGAUGUGAUUACUGUGAAGGCGUAUGAUUUGGAUCGAUUACCAAAUCUUAAAUACGAUUUGUAUGCUGUGUACGGCGGGCGAAUACCAUUCGGAGUUCGGACCGAUUCCGGUGCACUCUUUGUUAAAGAACCACUCGACUAUGAAAAGGAAAAUGUGUAUCACAUGAAACUAUUUGUGACGGAUGGUAAACACAACGCUACAACGGAUCUGUAUGUAUACAUUGAUGACGUAAACGAUAAUCCACCUCAAUUUGAAAAGGAUUUAUAUGAGAUCACAAUAUUUGAAGAAGACCGAGAUGUACCGAAGAUAUUGUUUUUUGUCAAAGCUACCGAUGCUGACAAGCAAGAUGAUUCAUCUAAGAUUGUUUAUCGUCUCGAAGGACAAGGAGUUGGCGAAUUUUUCCGGGUUGGCCAAUACAGCGGCAAUAUUGAAGUAAUACGGUCCCUGGAUCGUGAUCCUCCAGCUGGUGUAUCUGUCUGGAAAUUCAUUGUACAAGCGAUUGACGAUGAUGGCCAUGGACUGAUUGGCUACGCUGAUGUGCAGGUUAAUUUACGCGAUAUUAAUGACAAUGGACCGAUAUUUGCUAACAAUUUAUUUGGAGCAGUCGAUGAAACCGUGAUCUGGAGGAUUAUAAAAGAUGAAGGAGUGUUCGUGAUGACAGUUACAGCCACAGAUUAUGAUGAUCCACGCACGGAUAAUGCCCGACUCGAGUACAGCAUUGUGGUAAAUAAAGAAAUUGAUGGUGAACCUGUUUUCCGGAUUGUUCCAAGUAAUGGAAAAAUUUAUGCCAUGCGAAAACUGGAUCGUGAAUUGCCGUCAGAAAAACAAUUUGUUAUCGAAGUUCGGGCUAUUGAUAAAGGGACACCAUCACUUGAAGGGACAGGAAAUGUAACAAUUCGAGUGAUGGAUGUGAACGAUAAUGAGCCGUACUUCGAAAAAACAUUAUAUGUUGGAUCGGUCGUCGAAACUGCAUCAGUUGGUUCAGCGGUUAUUAGUAUAUCAGCCUUGGAUAAGGAUACCGAAGCAAGUGAUAACAUUUUUUCUUAUGAGCUAGUGGAUGAACAUCAGUAUUUUUAUAUGACAACGGAAACUGGCUCAAGUAGUACAAGCGUUGGAGUUCUUCGAGUUAAAAAGCCGUUGGAUUACGAAGAUCCAGCACAACGUAACGGUUUCACGUUCGGCAUUCGUGUUUAUGAUGGCCGAUACUAUGCAACUACUAAACUGCAAAUCGAACUCCAGGAUAGGAAUGACAAUCCCCCGGUUAUCAACGGACCACAGCAUGUCCGGCUGCAUGAAGAUGCGUGGCUCGGCAAAGUGGUUGCCAAAUUCACGGUCCAGGAUGCGGAUGCAAAUGAUACUGCAGUGUUCCGAAUCAAUCGGCAAACUGAUCCAAAACGUCAGUUUUCAAUCGAUCAAAGUGGAUCACUAUGUGUUGCCCAACGGCUCGAUCGUGAAGAGAUCCCGAAAUACAAUUUGGUUGUUGAGGCCUUUGAUUCUGCUGGAAAUGUUGGAUUUCAAACGAUAGAAAUUUAUGUGCAAGAUGUCAAUGAUAAUGCACCGGUGCCGUACACAGUACCGAACCCAUGUGUUUUCAUGGAAAAUACCGAUCCAACAAUGCAACCUACAUGUGAGAUACGUGCAUACGAUCCGGAUACUAUUGAAAAUGGACCGCCUUUCUUGAUGAAGUUAGCAUCGGAUUUCAAAUUUGGUGCGUAUCUAAGUGUUAUCUAUAAUAAAAACGGUGAUAAUGGUAACGGUUCAAUGAUUGUUACGGCAAAACAGCGAUUGGAUCGCGAAGCCGAAUUUCCCGGAAAGCAACUCGAAAUCCCUAUAAUUCUAAAAGAUUCUGGUGGUUUGCAGUCGGAACGUUCUGUUUACAUUAUUAUUGGUGAUGAGAAUGAUAGUCCGAUGAGAGAUGGCGAGAUGACCAUUUUUGUGAAUAGCUACCUGGGGCGUCUUGAAAAGACAGUGAUUGGGCGAGUAUAUGUCGAGGACAAUGAUGACUGGGAUUUACCGGAUAAAGUGUUCUCAUGGGCUCCUGGAAAAUCUUUGCCUGGCUUCAGUAUUGCUCUUAAUGGCGAGAUCACAAUGGAUGCUAAUAUGCCACCUCGAACGUAUCAAAUGACUGCUAACGUUGUUGAUAAACGACGUAGUGAGAAAGCACAAGGUGUUGUUAAUGUCAUUAUAAAGAUGGUACCUGCGGCUGCCUUCGAAAAUCAGGGUGCAAUUAGAAUUAUGUUGUCACCUAAUGGACUAGAUUCACCAGGAAGUUUCAUAAGAGUCGAUUCGACUGGUUCCAGCCCAAUGAGUCGAUUUGUGAAUAAAAUGAAUGAAUAUUUGGAUGGGAACUCUGAAUUGGAUGUCUUUUCUAUCAAGCAAGACCAAGUUGUGUUACAAAAUUAUGCUCCAACUGUGUUAGAUGUCCGUUUUUCGGCACAUGGUAGUCCAUACAAAAGUCCAGUUUUACUGAAUGGUUUAAUUGCACAGUAUCGCAGUGAACUAGAACAAGCAAUCGGUGCUACAAUCGUAUCAGCUGGUAUUGAUAUGUGCAAGUUUACUGUAUGUGACAAAGGAUGUCAGACUGUUAAUCAUGCUAAUGAGCAAGGUAUCGUGGUAUCUGCCAAUCAGACAGUUAUAGUUGGUGUAAAUGCAUGGUCUAACGAUACUUGCAUUUGUCCAGUUUUUACACCACCUUCAUCAUGCCAAGCAAAUUUGUGUCUCAAUUCCGGUGUUUGCCAUAACACAUAUCCUGGGUUUUUCUGCGAAUGCCGUAAUAAUUUCCUGAAAGGUUCACGAUGUCAAGGUACCACACGUUCUUUUGAUGGACAAGGAUUCGCUUGGUUUAAACCAGUCCCGGCAUGCACCUCGUUGAACAUCUCUCUACAGUUUUUAACUAGACAGGCUAAUGGUUUAUUGUUGUAUAAUGGUCCAAUGGGUGAUAAUAAUACGUAUGGACGAGCGGAUUAUAAAGAUUAUGUUAUCCUGCGAUUGGUUGCUGGUCGCAUACAAGCUGAUCUCAUGUUUAAUGGUAUUGUGGCUAAUCCGAUACAGAUUCCAGGCUCGGAUGCUCUCAAUGAUGGGAAAUGGCAUACAGUUACGUUGUAUCAGGAUGGCAAGCAUAUUGAAUUGGUAAUUGAUAACUGCUAUACGAUUGUACCUAUUGGAACAGAUGAUAAAAUUAUUGGCAUCGAUGAUUCUUCCUGUCGCCGUGUUAAAAUAACAGCUGAUGAUGAUGAACGGUUAAAUGUUGUCGCACCAUUACAGAUUGGUGGAGUUGCACCGUUAUCUGGAAAAGACCACUAUCCAGGAGUAGUGACAACCUUUGCGAUGAACUUUAAAGGUUGCAUACGUGAUUUGGUGGUGAAUAAUGAACUGUAUGAUUUGGGUGUUCCGGACUAUACAAGUGAAGAACAUUCACAAAUUGGUUGUCAACUUACGGAAGCAGCUUGUGGUCUAAAUGAUAUCAGUGGACCGUACUGUGUUCACGGGGAAUGUAUUUCUGAUUUGGUGUCGAACGUACCGAAGUGUUUAUGUGACCCAGGAUAUGGUGGCGAUCAAUGUGAUACUCCAUUCAAAUGGGUCGAAUUUGGCCCUGGGUCAUUCGUCGAAUAUGAUGUGAAAGUGGGUCUGGAAGAUAAGACAACAAACGUAGAUGUGCUGUUCCUACCUGGUAAAGCUAAUGCAGGAACUGGAGAACUGGGCUUCGCCGGUGCUGGUGAAAAGUAUAUCAGCACUUCGAUUGAAAAUUAUUCACCGACAGCUAAAUUUGACUUCAGUUCUGCUGCUGUCUCUACUACACCAGUAGAAUUACGGUUGACUGACUUACACCUUCAGAACAAUAUCUCUUACUGGAUGCAAUUUUCCAGAAGUCCCGUUCGUGCUUCUCUAUCCGUCGAUGGUGUUUACCAUGGAAUACUGCCUUUGAAUCCACUCAAAAUUCCAUAUCAGAUUGAUAUAAAUGAACUACUUCUUGGCGCAUUAAGUGUUCAGGGUGCCAAAGGCUUCAGGGGUUGUGUCGGUACUUUCCGCUGGCAGCACAUUAAUUUACCGUUGAUAAAGAGCGAGGAAUGGUCAGGAGGUUAUGGCCAAAGUGAUAGUGACUCGAUCAUAUCUGUGAAGCAAUCGAAAAGUGUUGAAAAUGGCUGUUCACAACGGAAGACAUGCGCUAAUGUGGGAUUUGCAUACUGCGGUGGUUCUUUUGUUUGUGUUGAUUUUUGGAAAGGACCGUUCUGUACAUGUCCAGAAGGCGCCCAGGUACUCCUUGGAACUAAUGGUGAACUGGUCGGUUGCGGCGAAACAUUAGCUGUUAGCAGUCUUGGUAUUUCCAGUCCUGCAAUCAUCCUCAUCCUUAUAUGCUUGAUUUUAUUAAUGAUGAUGGUUCUGUUGAUGGUUGUGUAUACUCGACGUCAUACACCACCAUUCGAGCCUGUUCGCCCAGAAGAAUUGAAUCGUGACAAUUUGAGGCCAUAUGAUUUAGAAGGGGGCGGUGAAGCAGACAAUGACCAGUAUAACAUCACCAAUCUUCGUAAGCCGGUGAUGCCAAUCGAGGAAAAUGGUGUUAAUGGUUAUGCACAACCUGUAUAUCCCAUGCAACGCGCCCCAAUUGAUGAUAAGCUUAACAGCAGAAUCAAGAAUUUGGAGGCAGAUCCAGAUGCUACAGCACCGUACGAUGAAUUACGAAUUUAUGAUGAUGAAGGCGACAAUAUAUCAAGGAUAACCCUUGAAUCGCUUGAAUCAACUGAUGAUGCAGCUCCUUCUGGCAGUCUUGAUCAAGAGAUUGAAAAAUGGGGUCCACGCUUUAAUAAUUUAGCCGAUAUAUACGGUAAGCGUGAGAAGUGAAAUGAUUUACAAUCUCCCG
This is a messenger RNA of Loa loa (African eye worm), 7624 nucleotides long. Its product is annotated as CBR-HMR-1 protein. Gene Ontology annotation, biological process: adherens junction organization; multicellular organism development; calcium-dependent cell-cell adhesion. Lineage: Eukaryota; Metazoa; Nematoda; Chromadorea; Rhabditida; Onchocercidae. The record is from RefSeq and is a predicted model, not a curated record. The coding region runs from base 1 to 7605 and encodes 2534 amino acids. Gene Ontology annotation, cellular component: catenin complex; adherens junction; plasma membrane. The transcript is spliced from 51 exons. Gene Ontology annotation, molecular function: calcium ion binding; cadherin binding.